AUGGACGCUUCGACAGGCCGUUACAAAAACCCUCAGAUGGUGUUCCGUCCUCCCAACUGCCACAUCGAAGAUCCCAAUUCUGCGGCGCCUCGCCGCGUCGAUGCCAUAAGCUGGCGGGGAGACUAUGGGAUGGGACCUGGUCAAGGUCGAACUCAGAGGCACUACCAUUCGCUAAGCUCAGCAAGGGGCCCCGACUACCUGAUGAUGGCAUCGCCGGUUCUAGAGCGUCAGAUGGGCAGAGAGGCAGAUGUAAACACAACAGGCUUCUUUGCCUAUUGCUUGGACCGCGGAAACGGCAACUACACUCGGCUCAUACCUGCUGACUUGCUGCCGCCUUUGAUGGGUAUCCCGGCUGUUCAAGAUGGUACUCAUGGCAUGCUUGCUCUCCCUCCCCCUCAGGGACUGGACCCUCAAGACCCGGGUGCCAUUCCUGUUCAGCCUGUUGCUUUCAAGAGAAGAAUCGACCAUAUCGUAGCCUCCACCCCCACACCACCAAAGAAGCCGAAGAUCUACUGCGACAAGUGGGUUCACGAGGGUGUUUGUGCCUUCACGCAGCAAGGCUGCAAGUACAAGCAUGAGAUGCCACUGGACAGGGCAACGCAGAACUCUCUGGGUCUGUUUCAUGGAUUGCCAGCAUGGUGGAAGAAGCAGCAGGCCGAGCUUCAGCGGCAGCAGUCACAGGCAUUGCUGGAGCAGAACAAUGAUACUGAAGCGUUCUUCGAUGCUCGUCAGCAUCAAACACAACAGCAACAGCAAAGUGGCCUUGUCUCACCCAUUAAAGGUGAAAAGGGCCAUACUGGUCCAGCGAGAGCUGCACAGUCUUGGCGAAGGACCGAGGGUGUCCGACUUGAGUCUCAGGGGCAAAUGAGCUCCAUGCCAUUAUCCACAAGACAGACUGGAGGAUACAGACACUCUUCUGAGCAGCGGCCUGCGUACCAUCAGAAUAUUGAUUCUCCGGCCUCAUCCUGUGUCUGGGGACCGAUUGGUCCCCCUUCGAAGCAGACACUUGGUCAGGGCCAGAUAUAUCCUCAAAGUCCGGGCAACUUCAGCGCGGCUAACAACUUUGCGCUGCUGCGCACAUUAGAGGACAGUUUGGGCGAGAGGGACGAUGACGUCUCAUUUGAGUCUUACUAG
Molecule: messenger RNA, 1134 nt
Organism: Colletotrichum higginsianum IMI 349063
Lineage: Eukaryota; Fungi; Ascomycota; Sordariomycetes; Glomerellales; Glomerellaceae
Product: Chromatin remodeling complex subunit
Exons: 3
Coding region: 1-1134 (377 amino acids)
Molecular function (GO): metal ion binding
Source: RefSeq, a predicted model, not a curated record